CAACCGGAAACCUUCUAAUUGAAUCAUGUGCACGUGACUCUCCAAAAAUGGAAUAAUCGAUUCAGUCCACUGGGGUCGCCUUACCUUAGUGCAUGCAGGCGUCGAGCUAUGGCGUGUGGGCUGCUAGAAGACAAAAUUGUCGGCAAAAACACGCGGAAAUACAUGAUUUCCAUAAUUUGCGGUUUUGCAGUGGUGCUGAGAGGGUGAAAGGCUAAUGCGGGAAUGUGCCAAAUGCGGACACUGCCGCCCUAUCAUGAGCUCAGUUGUGUCUCCUUGAUUCGAUUUCGAUACUGUUACAUCGAUCGUCGACCACCAUGAACAUAUCCUUGCAUCCAAUCACCUCCGAUUCAAUGGCCAUGGACCUUCAGCAGGCCUGGGGUCUCUCGAAUUCGGCUGUCCAAGCGUCGCGAAGUGGCGAUCAUGCGGCUGCAGAGCGCCUCCACCGGGAGACCCUGAAACUCAAACAGAAGAAUGCCCCUGGGGACGCGAUAGGAAUCGCACUCUCAAAAAAUGGCCUUGGGGAGGCUUUGUACGACCAGGGGAAAUAUAACGAGGCGUACGAAGUCCUAAAGGAGAGCUUAGCCAUCCGAGAGGUGGCGCAGGGACAAGAGUUUGAUGCUGCCGUGACGAGGGAGAACCUGGCCCAAACGCUGCAAUCUAUGGGGAAAGUCCAGGAGGCUAGAGACGUAAGGGUACGCGGAAUCGCUCUUGGUCAACUUUGCUGUUCGAAUUACAAGUGUCCCGGGCAGCUCUUCGCCAGGAACCAGCUUAAACAUUGUGGGGGAUGUGGACUGCCGCAUUAUUGCAGCGUCAAUUGUCAGAAGGUGGAUUGGAAAGCCCGUCACAAGGGUCAGUGCAAAAUGCUCCAGGAAGUCUGGAAAAAGGAGAACAAAGCUUAACAAAGCAUAAGUGACGACAUACAAUAUAUCCAUUCUGGCUUAUCAUUGUUGGGGCGUCACGCAGAGUUGCGUUUUCGUGUUUAACCCGUGUAUAGGUAUCUUGAACAGCAGUAUGCCAUUCUCCGAGCUUUCAGGGAAUAUUGUGGAUGCUUCGUCCAUAGGUUUGAAAUCGGCCAGUGCUGACAGGGCCCUACUGACUUACAAUCACCUUCUACGCGCUACACUGACUCAUCGGCACCAAUUCUGUUUGUGUCGUGCAAUGCAA
Messenger RNA from Cantharellus anzutake, 1164 nucleotides. RefSeq lists its product as uncharacterized. The transcript has 5 exons. Lineage: Eukaryota; Fungi; Basidiomycota; Agaricomycetes; Cantharellales; Hydnaceae. Gene Ontology annotation, molecular function: protein binding. Bases 315 to 899 code for a protein of 194 amino acids. The record is from RefSeq and is a predicted model, not a curated record.